Messenger RNA from Rotaria sordida, 2163 nucleotides. The record is from the annotation of a GenBank genome assembly. NCBI's taxonomy places the organism in Eukaryota, Metazoa, Rotifera, Eurotatoria, Philodinida, Philodinidae.
AUGAUUAUAUCAAUUAUUCGAUUGUCUUUAUUAGGAUUUUUUAUCAAUUUUUUUUUUGUAUAUGUUAAUGCCAGAACAAAUCCUCGUUUUGAUAUGCGUGACAAAGAUGGUAUUAUUUUUGAUCCAAUUGCACCACGAGCCGGUGAACGAUUAAUAGCUAAAUGUACACUUGUUGGACUUACAGAUAAUGAUAAACGAAGUGUCAGUUGGGAAUUACAUCGUUUAAAUGAUCAAAAAAAAUUCUAUUUAGCAACAGAUGAUCAAGUAUUUCAAUUUAGUCAACCAACUCGUCGUUUAUAUGCUGAACAUGCUAUUGAUUCAAGUGAUUGGUAUCUUAUAUUUGAUCCAUUAGAUCGAGAAGAUUAUGGAGAUUUAACAUGUAUGUUAGCUGAUACUGGUUAUAAUAAUUCAAUAUUUCUUCGACGACGUCUUAUUGUAUAUAGUGAACCAUUUGUUGUUCAAUCAUCAACAAAAGAUAUUGAAGUUAAUGAAGGUGAUAAUAUAUUAUUAAGUUGUUUUGCUCAAGGUUUACCACCACCACAAAUUCAAUGGAUGAAAGCUGAUGCUACUCCAUUACCAGAUGGAAAUAUUCGUGCUAUUGGUACUGUUGAACUUCCAAUAAAUGAUAUUCGACAACAAGAUCGAGGAAUUUAUAAAUGUUUGGCAAUAAAUCUUGUUGGUUAUGGUGAUAUAUGGACUCUCAAAGUUAAUGUUAAAUUUCCACCAUAUAUUCGAUGUCCAUAUCCAAUGGUUGGUCAAGCAAUUAAUUUUUUAGUUGAUAUAUAUGUUGAAUGUUAUGUACAUGGUUAUCCACCACCACGUAUAACAUGGUAUAAAAAUGAUUACGGUGGUCAAAUAUCUAAUACAAUGAGUGUUGAUGUUCUUCGACCAAUAUGGAAUUCAUAUAAAUAUAAAAUUGAAGCAACAAUACCUGAACCAAAUAUAUGUACUGAUUGUAUAUUAUCACGUUUAACAGUUAUAAAUGUCUUAGCUAGUGAUUUGGGUUCAUAUGUUAUUAAUGCAACAACAAAUGAAAAACCUUAUCGAACAGCUUUAGCUUCAGUUUUUAUAUUUGAAACACCUGAUUGUCAACAAUUUAUAACACAUCGUAAUAAUAUGAGUUCAUUAAGACGUUCAUCAAUAACUGGACUUUAUCAUCCAAUAGGUUGGAGAAGGACUAAUUAUUCAUCAUCUAAUUCAUCUUUAACAGAUAAUCAAACUUUAUCAACAAUAGAAAAAAAAACAACAACAACUAUUAACAAAAUUUUAAAUGCUGAUAAAUCAGGAUUUUUACCAACAGAAUCAUAUUUAUGUUCUUCUUGUUCAUAUUCAAAUGUUGACUUAUCAAAAUCGUUAUCUUCUAUUGAUCGAUCUAUUUUAGAAGGUCAACUAAAACGAUCAAUUUCCUCCAAUGAAACAAUGGAAGCAACUAUUAAACGAAUACGUACUGAAUCGAUAUUUUCUAUAAAAGAUCUAAUUAAUCAAAAUCAAUUAUUAGAACGUUCUCUUAACGAAUCAAGAAUAAAAAUUUAUCAAUUAGAAGAUUUAUUAGAUAAAACAAAACAACAAACAAUUAAUUCAAAUGAUAAAAUAACACCAAUUUCAAUUUAUGAACAGCAAAUAAAAACAUUAGAAAAUGAUAAACUUCAAUUAAAACUUCAAUUAGAACAAUGUAAAAAUUUACAUAGAAAAGAAAUAACUCAACUUGAACAAACUAUAAAUGAUUUAAAACAUCAAUUAGUUGAUUAUCAGAAUAAAUUAAAAUUAAUUCAAUUUGAUCAAGAUAAAUUAAAUAGUAUAAAUCAAAAUAAUUCGAAUCAAUUAAAUGAAAAAAGUCAAACGAUUGAACAAUUACAAAAACGUAUUAUUGAAGUUGAAUUAAUUUUAUCAACAAUUGAUUCAACCAAUGUUAUCAAUCAAUCAUUAGUUAAUGAUGUUAAACAAAUCAAUGAUCUUCGUUAUCAAAAUGAACAACUAAAAAAAGAUGUUCAAUUACUCAAACUUAAAUGUAAUGAACGAAUAUUACAUGAUGAAGAAACUCGAAUAUUACGUAAACAAGUUAAUAUAAAAGAUGAUUAUCGAACAGUAAUAGCUAAACAACAGGCAGAAAUUCAUAAACUUCGUGAACAAUUAUCAAAUGAGAACAAAACAAAAUCGAUAUAA